Messenger RNA from Gamsiella multidivaricata, 681 nucleotides. RefSeq lists its product as uncharacterized. The record is from RefSeq and is a predicted model, not a curated record. Lineage: Eukaryota; Fungi; Mortierellomycota; Mortierellomycetes; Mortierellales; Mortierellaceae. The transcript has a single exon. Bases 1 to 681 code for a protein of 226 amino acids.
AUGACAUGCAUGCUUUGGUUGGUGCUGGAGGGUUGCGUCCUUUUUGCCAAGACAUUAGGUGUCCUGGGCCCUGCUCCGGCGCCUGGUGAAAGUUCUGAGAGGGAAGCCAUUGUUGCACUGAAACUUCCUGGGCCUGAAAGGCUUCCUGAAGACCCGGUUGACCUUUUGAGCGUGACUUGUGGGUUGGGCAGCGGAGGCCCUCGCAAAUGCCGAGAAUUCGAAUUUGAAGCUGAGUUUGGAGCGGAUGAUGCAGAGCUUGGAGCGCCACUCGCACCGAUACCACCACUACCGCCGCUGCCAUUGCCUCCCGUACCCAGACUGCUCCAAUCAUUGGAGCCGUUUCCACCACUACCAGAAUGCUGUCGAGAGGAUCGUGUGGGUGUCGUGAAACUGUUAUUAGGGGAUGUGUUGGUGCUCCUGGCUCCUGAUCCAUUUGAGCCUGCAUUAGCAGCUGAAGCGGUAGCGGAUCGCGUUGCAGAGCGAAGACGUGUGCUGGGGGUAUUCUGGAUAUUGUUGCUCACCGGCGUUUGGUGUGUGGUCUGUCCCUGUCCCUGCGUGCGUCCGUUUCCUCCUGGUGUGCUUGGGGCCCCUUGGCUGCUUGGCUGGCGACCCCGUCUACCCGGUGUACUGGGCAUUCUUAAACUUCUAAUCAGCGCGACAGGCUGCGUUGUUCCUGAAUGA